AUGAAACGACGAGCUCAACGGACAAAUGCACCGUCUCCAAAAUAUCUUACGGAACUAAGUUCACUAGUGGGUGCUCUUCAAUACUAUUCACGUUUUAUUCCUAAUUUUUCUUGUCGUGCAAAUCGUUUAUUUAAUAUUUUGACAUCCAAUUCAUUCAAAUGGAGUGAGGAACAAGAGUCAUGCUUACGUAAUCUACUAAAGUUUCUUCAAAGUGACGCUGUUCUUCGAACGUACUCCCCUAGUUACAUUCUGUGCUUAUUACUGAUGCAUCACCUGUGGGAAUUGGUGCAGUUUUGGAACAGGAAGGUAGACCAGUUAUUUGUGUUUCAUGCAAACUCACUGUUACUGAACAAGGUUAUUCACAGACUCAGAGAGAAGCAUUAG
Schistosoma margrebowiei is the source of this 384-nucleotide messenger RNA. The record is from the annotation of a GenBank genome assembly. NCBI's taxonomy places the organism in Eukaryota, Metazoa, Platyhelminthes, Trematoda, Strigeidida, Schistosomatidae.